AUGCGUCCCCUAGACUUCGCUACCCCUGCCUCAGAUGGGUCGGAGCCGGUCUUUUGGAAAAGUGUCAAUUCGUCUUUUAUUGGGACUGGACUUGAGGCGCAUUUGCGUGAAAAGGGGUUCCGUCAGCUUAUCAUUGCUGGGUUGACGACUGAUCAUUGUGUUUCAACUACUGUUCGAAUGGCGGCUAAUCUGGGGGUUGUGGAUCGGUAUCUUGGAGAUGGACCUGUCCGGUUGAGAUCGGAUGGGACUCAUGAGAAUGACUUGAAAGUUGACAAGGGGCGUAUUGUCCUUGUCGAGGAUGCCACGGCUACCUUUGGGAAGGCUGGAAUUGACUCGGAGACUAUUCAGAAGGUUUCUGUUGCUAGCCUCGAUGGCGAGUUUGCAGAUGUAUUUUCCACAGAGGAGGUCAUUAAGGCUCUGAGCAAGAUCUAA
This is a messenger RNA of Penicillium roqueforti, 432 nucleotides long. Its product is annotated as putative isochorismatase family hydrolase. NCBI's taxonomy places the organism in Eukaryota, Fungi, Ascomycota, Eurotiomycetes, Eurotiales, Aspergillaceae. The coding region runs from base 1 to 432 and encodes 143 amino acids. The transcript has a single exon. The record is from RefSeq and is a predicted model, not a curated record.